Messenger RNA from Drosophila kikkawai, 1108 nucleotides. RefSeq names its product Odorant-binding protein 83ef (gene Obp83ef). The record is from RefSeq and is a predicted model, not a curated record. Gene Ontology annotation, biological process: sensory perception of smell. Gene Ontology annotation, molecular function: odorant binding. NCBI's taxonomy places the organism in Eukaryota, Metazoa, Arthropoda, Insecta, Diptera, Drosophilidae.
UAAAACAAUUCAAGCUCAAUUUUUUUAAAGUAUUAUUAGAUCAGAGUCUGUGUAUAACUGACCUAGUCCAAGGCGAGCUGGUCACGCGCUACAAAUCUAUUCUGUGCAUCCACAUCUCUCAUCCACUCCACGCUGAGGCUGUGAACUGGGAUUCGUUGAACUUGCCGGCGUAAUCUCGAGUCGCCGCGCCGAUAACCUCCGCCUCCGCUGCAACGGCGGCAGCUGAUCGUUGACUCCGCCGGCGGAUGUUUUCGUAGCUAGUUCAGUUUGUGCAUUGUCCGCAGUUAGAUGGGUUUUCCGUACAGGAUUUUACUAAGCCUUUUGCUGCUCAGCAGCCAGGCCUUAGCUGAUCUCGCCAGCGAUGCCCAAAUGCUGGAGAAGUGCCUGCGGGAGCUGAGCACUAAGGAUACCAUUUCCGGCGACCUGCAGAAGCUGGAAAGGUAUCACUUGUGGACGAGCGAGGAGCUGCCCUGUCUGAUGCGGUGCUUGGCCAGUGAAAAGAGCUGGUUCGACAUCGAGGCAAACCAGUGGAAGCUUAAGCGGAUCGCCGAGGACCUGGGACCCGACGUCUACAAUUAUUGCCGCUUUGAAUUGCGGCGCCAGGCCAGUGAUGGCUGCACCUUUGCCUACCGUGGAUUUCGGUGUCUCAAGCAGGCGGAGCUCCAUGCCGGCACCAGCCUAAGCACCCUGCUUCUGUGUGGCCGCCAACUAAACGCCACCAAUGUGGAGCUGCUGCAGUACAGCAAGCUUAAGUCCGAGGAGCCGAUUCCGUGCCUCUUUCAGUGCUUCGCCGACGCCAUGGGUUUGUACAAUCUGACGACUGGAGACUGGAGACUGUCCAACUGGCAGCAGGCCUUUGGGCCAACGCGAAACGGUGACCAGCCCAAUGCUCCGGGCUUCAGUGGCUGCCGGCUAAGUCAGACGCAGCGCGAGCAGGCGGCCAACAAGUGUGCAUGGAUGUACCAGGAGUACAAGUGCUGGGAGCGAAUCAACGGUCAUGAUCUAGUGCCACAAGGCCAGGAUGCUUCCUGAUCUGUAUUAAUUAUUAGACGUCACUAAGCCAUAUCUAGAAGAUAAAAUAUCCUGAAACACAGAAGUGAUUACUCUA